Molecule: messenger RNA, 5542 nt
Organism: Epinephelus fuscoguttatus (brown-marbled grouper)
Lineage: Eukaryota; Metazoa; Chordata; Actinopteri; Perciformes; Serranidae
Gene: ppp1r10
Product: protein phosphatase 1, regulatory subunit 10
Exons: 19
Coding region: 1905-4346 (813 amino acids)
Cellular component (GO): nucleus
Molecular function (GO): metal ion binding
Source: RefSeq, a predicted model, not a curated record
CGUCUAACAUGUGAAAUUACUACAGUAUGUCUUCAAAAAUCAACAAAGUACUUGAAUAACUACGAAGGACGACGAAAUUUGUCAAGACUUGAAAUUAAAUGUGUGUUUGUUGUGUGUUUUGCAGGUAUGAAUUUGCUUUGCCGAAGACUGAAGCGUCGAGGACUUUGAACAACUCUACUCAAAUUCAUAUUUUUUUUCUUCAAGUAAUGGACAUUUGACUACUAUUUUUGCCUCCAGUUUGUUCCUGAAGGAAAGGCUAACGUUAGCUUUUAGCUAUCACAGCCCCACCCAUAAGAACUUUCAGUUGAUAUUAAAACCAUGAAGGUUGACGAUAUAAAAUUUAUGAAAUAAGAGAUAUAAGUGCCUGAAAAGCACACUCUAUUACACCCGAGACGCUGAGGAUCUAUAGUAUCAAUAGAAUUGGGUUAUUUGCAGUGUUGUGGAGGUCUGAGACUUUAUAAAACUUCUACUACAACAGUUACACGGGUAAGACCUAACUGAUUCCUCACAUCAUGACAUUUCCAAUGAAUUGAUUUCCAACAGGGUUGCCGGUUGUGUACUUGAGUUGAUAAAUUGGCACGAAAACAGUUUCUUCAUAAAAUAUAUAAACAUACAAAAAUAUGUGCAUGCUUAUAAGAGUCAACCCAAGCAGUUCUAUCAGGAACCAUUUACAGGUUAGGUUAUUAAUAACACCUUUUGUUAUGAACAUUUUUUAGAUUCAUAAAAUUGAAGACAUUCAUAAUGGCCAAAUGACUUGGUGUUGGCUGUCUGUCUGGAUCAUUGAUUUUUUUCCAUAGUUAGUACUUAGACUGAUGGAAAUUAUUAAACAUUAAACGCCUUUCAUUCAUGAGUUUGUUUUACUGUCAGAUUAAUGUGUGACAGUUAUGACCAAUGUUAUUGGAUGUUGCACUAACAGUUUUAUUAAUUUGUAAUGCAUUUUUCCAUUGUGUAACUACAUAGACAGAACAGUGCCAGUGUGUAAACAUAAAGUGACCUGUAGGCGGCAGUAAGUGCCCUGAUAUCUACCUCUGGCUGGAACAGUCGAUAGUGAUGUCAUUAACACCACUGUAGUCUGAGUCACCACUGAGUAUUUAUCAGACUAAUGCUACAGUUUUCAAGCAUUUCAUACUUGAUACGAAUACCUCCAAUCACACUUAAUUGGUGCAUAUAAUUUUAAUUUGUACCAUUUAUUUAAUCAUUAAAUUGUAAAAAUGGGGUUUUACAAGGCACUAUUGAUGCUUCUGUUACUAUUCUCCUUGUUUAAGUUGCAUUUUUGCAUAAAUGUGAAUGAUUGUGAUAGGCGUGUGGCAUUAAAAAUUUGAUGAAUCAUUACCAGUAACAUUUCUUUCAAAAAUGAAUCUCUUCGGCUUUUUUUCACUUGAACAGAAGUUUGACCCUUUACUUUGUUUUGUGUUUGAUACAUAUGGAGAUAAUAUGUAUAUUUGUGAAAAAAAAACAUUCUUGCUACUUAAUAUAUAUUAAUAGUUAGGUCUGAUAUGAUCAGCGAAAUCUUUCAGUAAAGAAAAUUUAGGUAAAUAAAAAUAAGUCAAUUAAUAGUGGAUGUGUUUAAUUUUGUUUGCUGUUUAAUAAUGUGCAGUUUAGUUCUCAGCAUUACUGCUACUAUUUCAAUCAUAGUCUGUAAUGCCCCUCACUCUAUAAUUAAUAUUCUGUCAGUCUAAAUGUUCUGUGCCAUAGAGGACACAUUCUGGAGGCACUUGGAAUAAGUUACAGCAUCUGUCACUUGGUCCCUGCUAAGCUGGUGUCAAGUUGGCCCCGUGAAGCACUCCAAGAAUCCCGAGUAUGAGCCAGCACAUGAAAGUCUUCCUGCACUGUGGAUGUUUGACUGCCAGAGCAACUGAGUGCUGUGUGGCAGGGAGCAACUGUCUGGGGCUGCUGAUUUGUACAUGGCAGGGGAACCAGUGGACCCCCGAGAGAUUUUGAAGGGUGUGGAGGCUCUGCUGGGGAAGGAUGGAGAGCUCCGCAGCCUGGAGGGAGUCCCAAAGGUGUUUAGCCUGAUGAAAGGUUCAACCAAGAUGGUCAGUAGAUGUAUGUACCUGAACAUCCUCCUGCAGACAAAAUCCCAUGAUGUGCUUAACAGGUUUAUCAGAGUUGGUGGUUACAGGAUGCUCAACUCCUGGCUCACCUACUCCAAAAGUACCAACAACACCCCCCUGCUGCAGCUCAUCCUGCUCACACUGCAGAAGCUGCCUCUCAAAGUGGACCACCUCAAACAGAACAACACGGCCAAGCUGGUGAAGCAGCUUAGCAAGAGUGCAGAAACCGAAGAGCUCAGGAAGUUGGCGUCUGUGCUAGUGGAUGGCUGGAUGGCUACAAUUCGCUCUCAGAGUGUGUCAAGCAGCAGCAACUCUCCUGCCGAUAAGAAAAAGAAAAAAGAAGAAGGCAAGGUAACAGUGCGGGAUUUAAAGGAAAGGAGUGGAGAUGAAGAGAAGAAGAAAGAGAAACCGAAAGCUCAUGCACCCAGCCACACAAAGAUUCGGUCCAUAGGAUUGGAGAUGGACACUCCCAAUGUGGCUCUUGCUAAGAAGGCGCCCACUGCCCCACAGCUGGGUGACAAGUACAACAUCAAGCCUCCAGUCCUCAAGAGGCCAAGCUCAGGUGCAUCAGAUGCUCCACCUCUGGAGAAAAAAUACAAACCUCUAAAUACCCCCUCAAACUCUGCCAAAGAGAUCAAAGUCAAGAUCAUUCCAGCACAACCGAUGGAGGGCACAGGGUUCCUAGAUGCUCUGAACUCUGCCCCAGUGCCCGGGAUCAAGAUCAAGAAGAAGAAAGCUAGUACUGCUACUACAACUAACACCAAGGUUGUCUCCCCCACUUCUAACAAGGCGAGUCCAUUUGACAGCAAACCCUCUGCGUAUUCUACAUCUUCCACUAAACCAUCAUCUCCAGAAAGUGCUGCUUCCGUCACUACCGUUGAUGAAAACCAGGAGCCAGAGCAGCCUGGGACCCCCGUUCCCUCAGAGGACACAGAGCUCUCUGACAACGGUGAGAAGCCUAACGCUUUGGCAGAACCUCGUGGAGAGGAAGAAAGCUUGACUAAGAAGGGCAAAAAGAAGAAGACAGUUCACUGGGCUGAGGAGGAGCAGCUGAAACACUACUUCUAUUUUGAUUUGGAUGAGACAGAGAGAGUCAACGUCAACAAGAUUAAGGACUUCGGUGAGGCUGCUAAACGAGAGCUGAUGAUGGACAGGCAGACAUUUGAGAUGGCCCGUAGGCUCUCGCAUGACACCAUGGAAGAGAGGGUCCCCUGGACACCCCCAAGGCCUCUGACGCUGACUGGCAGCCUGGUCACCCCAGGGGCCAACAGCACAGAGAAACUCACCCAGAGAGACCGCGAGAUGGGCAUCCUGCAGGAGAUCUUUCUCAGCAAAGAGAGUGUUCCGGACAGUCCACAUGAACCAGACCCAGAGCCUUAUGAACCCAUGCCUCCUCGUCUUAUCCCUCUGGAUGAGGACUCCUCCAUGCUGGAUGAGGGCUAUGUUGAUCCCAUGGACACGUCUUUACAGCAGGGCUCUGCCAUGGCCCAGAACGAGAGCUCCAAGCUGCCGCCCGUCCUGGCCAACCUCAUGGGCAACCUGAGCAACAGCUCUCGCAGCCCUCAAGCCACAAACACUGCCAACAACCCUGUGGCUCCCACUGUCAAUGUACAGGAACUGCUCUCAUCUAUCAUGGGUGCUUCUGGUAAUCAGUCUACUGACGACUUGAUAAAGCAGCCAAACUUCUCAGACAAGAUUAAACAGCUACUUGGCUCCCUUCAGCAGACCCAGAACCAGAACCAGGGUGGACCCCCGCCAGUCAAUCCAGGUUUACUGGGUCACGGUCCAGGCAUGAACAAUAUGAACAACAUGAACAUGCACAUGCAGAUGCCCAUGAAUGGGGGCUAUCCACCUAACAAUCCACCCAGUGGUCCUCGCUUCAACCACCCUCCACCUCCUCACAACCACGGCCCACCUUUCAAUGCUGGUGGAGGCCCACGCAUGAUGGGGCCACCGCCAGGCCAGGGCCGAGGAGACAAUGGUAACUACUGGGGAGACGACUCCAUGAGAGGAGGGCCCCACAGAGGGGGCCACUUCCACAGAGGAGGACGAGGCCGAGGAGGAGGAGGGGAGCCGGGCUUCAGGGGCAGAGGACGAGGGGGACCCAGAGGAGGACACAACAACAUGAAUGAUAUGUCCAAGAGACCCGUGUGUCGUCACUUCAUGAUGAAGGGAAGCUGUAGGUACGAGAGCAACUGUGCUUUCUACCAUCCUGGUGUAAAUGGACCACCACUGCCCCCCAACCACCCCGCUAACAACCAACACAACCAGCACCCACAGCAUGGACACUAGGUGACACUGCUGCCUACCUGGGAACAACUCUUACAACUGCUUGCCUCUGGAAGAGCCAUUCUCUGUUAUCAAACCACUGCAGGCUGUAUGAGACACAAGGAUAGAAAGGGUCUGCUGUGUCUGUGACGUCACUGUGCCUCACCUGAGAGAGACCACAAGAGAGGAGCUGGGAGAGGAUCACUGAUGGUACUUUGUGUUUUUAUUGGGAUCAUUUUUAACAGUGGAACUGAAACAAGCCACCACACGACCUCCAUCUGUCCAUCACGUUCUACAAUAUUAACACGGUCGACCAAAUGGAACUCUCCAACUCAGCAGAAAGCUUGCCACAUGACUGAAUUUUCUUCUUAUUGUGCACCUACAUGUCAUGUUGCUUUCAUAUCCCCUUUAGUUUUGGUACUUCACAGGUCAAGUCUGUACAGAAUAGUCAGAAAUGUUUUCCCUUCUUACACAAUUCUUACAUGUGAGACAAAAUGUUGGAAGCACUUUACAGACAAAACAGCCAACUGAAUUGAGCCACAGCUAGGAUUUAUUUAACCUGGGCCUGAAGAAGAACUGCACAGUAUUCAAAAUGCUUUAUUUCACCCAAUCCUGAGCAAACUUUAGAAAUGAGGUCUGGUGAGGAAGGCCUUUUUUUGUGUUUUCUUCCAGCAGCUGGUUUUGGAUGUAAAGAGAUUAUGAAGAAGCAACAGCAGUGUGCUUUAUCAUAUGGACGCUUUCCCUCUGUGCACUCUGGUCCAGCAGCUCGUCGUCAGACCGUCGGCGUAUGGCGUGACAAUCAUGAGCUUCAGACAUGCCAUGAUCCUGUCAAAAGUGCAGUUUCUCCCUGAUCUCAGAGCUGCUGCCUGUGUCUUCUGUACUCCCAUCUGAACCCAGGAGGGGUUUCUAUUGUCAGUGUUAGAGUCAGAUGAAUGUGGCUCAGCUAGAUUGAGUGUUUUCUGUGAAAACAAUGACCUCUGUGUCUCUUGUGGGACUGUAAGAAUGUAAUGGUUUUGUUGCUCCCUCCACCAUUUUAUUUUUAUUUUGAUGCAAUCCUGAGAAUGUUGGCCCUCUUCAAGAUGGGUUCAGCUUCUUGUCAGUAUGAAAUGUUUGUAUUUGCGUGUUUGUAUGAAUGCAGAAUACACAUUCAUAAACACACUCACUCAUAUUUUCUGUUGAAUUCUUUUGUACAGUGUUUUGAAUAAAUGUCAAAACAUAAA